This is a messenger RNA of Lactuca virosa, 1251 nucleotides long. NCBI's taxonomy places the organism in Eukaryota, Viridiplantae, Streptophyta, Magnoliopsida, Asterales, Asteraceae. The record is from the annotation of a GenBank genome assembly.
GAAGAUAGACCACAUCCAUUGUUGUAUUUGUAUGCAAGAAGCAGAGAGCUCGAAAGUCGAAGCUCAAUGCCCACUUUUCUUCAACCAAUGGAAGCACUUACUGUCGCAUUUUGACUCACGUACACCUUCCUUCCACCCCCUUAUAUAAACCUCAUUUGUUUAUUUUCAUUUUCAUUUUCAAUUUCAAUUCCGGAGAGGCAGAAUUGGAUUUCCACACUUACAGAUUAAGAAGCCAAGAGGAGAGACUCGGUGCGGAUUAAUUCUCCCCUCAGAUCCUCUUUAAUCUCGCUAUAUUACCUUUGAUUCAAGACUAUGGAUCUCGUAGGUGGACCCCAGAAGAUUUUACACAAAAUCUCACUGAAUGAUCACAUGAUACUUGUGUUGCUGUGGCACAUUCUUCAUUUAAUUGUGAAAGUCAUAUACUUUGUUUGGGAGAAGAUGCGUGCAAUUGAAAGCUAUCUUAUAGCAAAUGGAAUUGUGAAAACAUAUGAAGAUCUGAAUUUAGACAGAGUGAAGUAUCUUGGAAUUGUGGUUGAUAGUGAUGAAGCCCGUGAAACCUCAAAAGUUAUUGAACUUUUGGAGUGGAUUUCAGAUAUUGGUGUGAAAAAGGUCUGCCUUUAUGACAGAGAAGGAGUGUUGAAGAAGUCCAAGGAAGUGUUCUUGGAGAAAUUUGAUUCUAUGGGGAAUUCAGAAACUAAUCAAAAAAGGCAAAUGGAUUUUGAAUUUGUUUCAAUCGUUGAUGGAAAAGAAACAGUUGCUAAAGCAGCUAAUCUGCUCUAUAAAAAGUAUUAUUCUGAUCCAAAUUCAGAAAAACCGUUCUUCACUGAAACCUAUUUGACCGAAGCACUGAGGAUCCUAGGUUCUAAUGAGCCAGAUCCUGAUCUUAUACUGAUUUAUGGGCCCACAAGGUGCCACCUUGGUUUUCCAGCAUGGCGUAUUCGUUAUACAGAGAUGGUACACAUGGGAUCAUUGAAGAACAAGAAGUUUGGUUUGAUUUUGAAAGCCAUCAACAAAUACACCAAGGUGAAGCAGAACUACGGUUCUUAAGAUACUAUGGGUACGAGGAAUCUUGUUACAUGUGGUUAUGAGUUAAGAAUCUCUGUGUUUUGUGCAUGUAUGAACAAUUGGGAUGAAUGCAUGAUUGUAUGAUUGUAAUAUUUAGAUAAAUUAAUGUAUGUGUUUUUAAAUAUUUAGAAAACCAAAAGUUGUUUAUCGUAUUUAUUAUUGUUGGGAUAUCUUUGUAUGUAUGGG